UCAACAACUACAAUGCAUUCCGCAGUCUAUUACGCUCCAAUUAUAAUUUUAUUGGUUCUUAAAUUAAAUCCAAUUCAGGCAUAUGGACAAAAAUUUACAACCAGCAAAAAUAAUGUCUAUUACAUUGAUAAAGAGCAGAAGUACUCUUGGUUCGAAGCCUUAAUUGCGUGCAUAGAAAUGGACAUGACUUUAGUAACAAUUGAUACGAGUACGAAAUCGCAAGAAAUCAAUACUCUCGUAAGAAAUAACUUUGGAAAUGUUCAUCUUUGGAUUGGUGGCAUUAUGACUCAAUAUCCGAAUCGACAUUUUAUAUGGCUUGAUACGGGAAAACCCUUCUCCUACACCAAUUGGCAGGGCAGUAAUCCAGACUUUUAUGGCCACAAUGAGUACUGUGCUCACAUUGGCUGGGGCAACGAUUUGCAAUGGAAUGAUAUUGCCUGCACCAAUCGCCAAGGUUUUAUAUGUGAGAACAGCCAAAAUCGCCAGCAAAAUAAACACAUGGAAGAAGAAUUGCAAAAGGAAAGGGUGAAACAACAAGAACUACAACAGCAACUGCUGCAGAGAGACCAAAAGCAACAAGAGUUACAGGCACAACUGCAAGAAAAGCAAAUACAGCAGGAUAAAUUGCAACAAGAAGUGGAAAGUGUCAAAGAAACAGCUGAAAAAGAAAAUCAGCGAUAUCAGCAAUUGCAGAGCAAUCUAAAACAAGAAGUUGAAGAACAACAUAAGAAGUUAAAACAUGGAGUAAGAAAAUUUGAACAGCUUGAGGAAGAUUUAAAAGAGGCCACAAGUAACCUGCAACAAUUACAGGAAGAGUUACAAAUACAGCAAAACUUAAAAGACCUGCUUCAGGAGGAGUUGCUUAAGCUUAAAGAGCAAGAACAGAUGCCAACAAAUGAUAUGCAUAAGAAAUAUCGCGAUAUUAUUUUGCAUUUUCAUCAAAAUCACAAGAGAAAAGAACUAUUUAAAAUGCGUUUGGGAUCUAUUUACACGCUGAUCUUGGUGUUAUUAAUUUUCAAAAUUAAUCGCAUUUGUGCCAAGGGAGAAUUCUAUACAUCAGAUGUACAAACUAAAUAUUAUAUAGAUUUUGACGAUAAGUUCAAUUGGUUUGAAAGUCAAAUAGCCUGUUUUAAAAUGAACAUGACACUGGUGGAUGUGGACACGAGUUCAAAAUCAAUGGAGCUGAAUACGCUAUUCAAAAAAAUUCGUAAGGAAAAUAAUGUGAAAAAUGUUACUCUUUGGAUUGGUGGUUUCAUGACUCAAUAUCCAACUGAUCAAUUCGUGUGGAUUUCAACGGGCAAACAAUUUACUUACACCAACUGGUACGGCAAAAAUCCAAACUUUCUCAACAAAGAAGAAUUUUGCGUAGAAAUGUUAAUGGCCCAGGAUUUAAAGUGGAAUGAUAUUUCCUGUCUGCAUAGUUCCGGCUAUGUAUGUGAACAGAGUAAACAUCAAGAGAUACAAGCGAAACUACAGGACAAACUGAAGCAAAGAGAGAAAUUGCAGCAGGAAUUGAAUAUUUUCAAGAAGACCUUAGAGCAAGAAACCCAAAACUAUUUGCAAGUACAACAAAAUCUACAACAUGAAGUGGACAAGAAGAAGGCACAAAUUGAGCAGGAAUUCACGAAAAACCUUAAUUUUGAGGAGAAUUUGAAGUUGGAAUUGAAAAAACAAAAUCAUUUAAAACAAGAACUGCAAAAGCAGGAAGACAACCAACACGAACUUCAAGAGCAGUUGCAACAAUUUGAAGAACAAGAGCUAAAAGAACAAGAAGCUCUGGAAGAUAAUUUACAAAAUGAAAUAAAAAAGAAACAACAUUUUCUACUAGAACUGCAAAAGCAACAAGAGUUGCAACUACAACUUCAAAUGCAACUGAAAAACCUUAAAGAUCAAAAGUUACAAACACAAGAGAAAUUAGAAGAGAAUUUAGAAACUGAAGUAAAAACGAAAGAGGUUUUACAUCAGACACUGCAACAGCAACAACAAUUCCAACAUCAAAUACAAGAACAGUUGCAGCAAUUUCAAGAGCAACAAUUGAAACGAGAGCAGAUAUUGCAAAAGGAAAUGGAAAAGAGACAACAACGUCAAGAACUUAAUUAUGAAGAGAAUUUACAAAAAAACUUACAAGAAAAACUUAAAUUAGAAGAAGAACUCAACCAGCAUCGAGAACAGCAACAUCAGCUUCAAACACAAUUACAAAAUCUCAAAGAAGAAAAAUCCAAACUAGAACAGGAUUUGGAAAUGGAUACAAAUAAGCAACAGGAACUAAAACAAGAAUUGCAAAAGCAACAAAACUUGAUAAAACAGCUGCAAGAGCAGAUAAAACAACUAAAAGAACAAGAAAAAGAAGCUAAACAAAGACUUGAAGAACAGUUGCAAGUGGAAGUAAAAAAGCAAGAAAAUUUGCAGCAAGAAUUGCUAACGCAACAAAAGUUGCAAGAUCAGCUGCAGCAGCAAUUACAACAAACUAAAGAAAAUGAAGCGAAUAAACAUGAAAAUCUUUUUGAAAAUUUACAAUUACAAAACCAAAUUAAGAACAAACUGAUAGCACCUAAAGACAACAACAAAUUUAAGAAAUACACCAAACUUGAAAAGAGCUCAAAGCAGCCAGUGAUUAAAGGAAAACUGCAAUAUAUGUUGCAACGAUUUAAGGAUACUAACGAGUUGCAAGAUGAUGAAAUUCCAAAUAAUGUUCACUAUAGCAUUAUAUUAAAUUCUCCCUAUAUUAAAUAUUGGAAUAACUUUUGA
Calliphora vicina (urban bluebottle blowfly) is the source of this 2748-nucleotide messenger RNA. RefSeq names its product putative mediator of RNA polymerase II transcription subunit 26. Lineage: Eukaryota; Metazoa; Arthropoda; Insecta; Diptera; Calliphoridae. The transcript has 4 exons. The coding region runs from base 13 to 2748 and encodes 911 amino acids. Gene Ontology annotation, molecular function: signaling receptor activity. The record is from RefSeq and is a predicted model, not a curated record.